AUGCCGUUGUCAGUCGAGCAGGAGGACCAGCAAUACUGGCAAGAAGUCGAAGCUGUCAAGCAGUGGUGGAAAGAUUCCAGAUGGCGAUAUACCAAACGCCCAUUCACAGCUGAGCAGAUUGUCGCCAAAAGAGGAAAUUUGAAAAUCGAUUAUCCUUCAAAUGUGCAAAGCAAAAAGCUGUGGAAGAUUGUUGAAGAUAGGUUCAAGUCAAAAGCUGCUAGCUUCACAUAUGGCUGCUUAGAACCUACGAUGUUGACCCAGAUGGUCAAAUAUCUCGAUACCGUCUAUGUUUCUGGCUGGCAAAGUUCCUCUACCGCCUCUUCAACGGAUGAGCCAUCUCCAGAUUUGGCCGACUACCCGAUGAACACUGUACCCAACAAGGUCAAUCAGUUAUGGAUGGCCCAGCUCUUCCACGACCGAAAGCAACGAGAAGAGAGGCUUCGCAAUCCCAAAGAGAAACGCGCUUCCCUUCCAAACAUCGACUAUCUCGCCCCCAUCGUCGCUGACGCUGACACCGGACACGGCGGUUUGACUGCCAUCAUGAAGUUGACGAAACUCUUCAUUGAAAGAGGAGCUGCUGGUAUCCACAUUGAGGACCAAGCCCCUGGGACGAAGAAAUGCGGACACAUGGCUGGGAAGGUCUUGGUGCCAAUCAGCGAACAUAUCAACCGCCUGGUCGCCAUUCGCGCACAGGCUGACAUAAUGGGAACCGACCUCCUCGCUAUCGCCAGAACUGACUCCGAGGCCGCCACCCUCAUCACAUCCACCAUCGACCCGCGCGACCACGCCUUCGUCGUCGGCUCCACAAACCCUAACGUCCCCCCACUAAACGACCUCAUGGUUGCCGCCGAGCGCGAGGGCAAGAAUGGCGCCGAACUCCAAGCCAUCGAGGACGACUGGACCGCCAAAGCCGGCCUCAAACGCUUCCAGGAUGCUGUCAUCGAUCAGAUCAAUGCUAGCUCCGUGGUGGACAAGAAAGCCGCGAUCGCCACCUUCCUGGGUGAGACUAAGGGUAAGAGCAACGCCGAUGCGCGCGCUGCGGCGCAGAAGAUUCUCGGCACGGCAAUCUAUUGGGAUUGGGACGCGCCGCGCACCCGUGAGGGAUACUACCGAUACCAAGGCGGCUGCCAAUGCGCCGUCAACCGCGCCGUCGCGUUCGCCCCCUUCGCCGACCUGAUCUGGAUGGAAAGCAAGCUGCCAGACUACGCACAAGCCAAAGAAUUCGCCGACGGAGUGCAUGCCGUCUGGCCCGAGCAGAAGCUGGCAUACAACCUCUCCCCCUCAUUCAACUGGAAGACCGCGAUGCCGCGAGAGGAGCAGGAGACGUACAUCCGACGGCUGGGAGAGCUGGGGUACUGCUGGCAGUUCAUCACGCUGGCGGGACUGCACACGACGGCGCUGAUCUCGGAUCAGUUUGCGAAGGCGUAUGCGAAGCAAGGGAUGCGGGCAUAUGGGGAGUUGGUGCAGGAGCCGGAGAUGGAGAACGGGGUGGAUGUGGUGACGCACCAGAAGUGGAGCGGGGCGAGUUAUGUGGAUGAGUUGCUGAAGAUGGUCACCGGGGGGGUGAGCAGUACGAGUGCAAUGGGCAAGGGGGUGACGGAGGAGCAGUUCAAAUGA
Messenger RNA from Uncinocarpus reesii 1704, 1617 nucleotides. Its product is annotated as isocitrate lyase. The record is from RefSeq and is a predicted model, not a curated record. The transcript is spliced from 4 exons. Gene Ontology annotation, biological process: carboxylic acid metabolic process. The coding region runs from base 1 to 1617 and encodes 538 amino acids. Lineage: Eukaryota; Fungi; Ascomycota; Eurotiomycetes; Onygenales; Onygenaceae. Gene Ontology annotation, molecular function: isocitrate lyase activity.